Messenger RNA from Argentina anserina (silverweed cinquefoil), 1763 nucleotides. RefSeq names its product putative protein FAR1-RELATED SEQUENCE 10. The record is from RefSeq and is a predicted model, not a curated record. The transcript has 2 exons. NCBI's taxonomy places the organism in Eukaryota, Viridiplantae, Streptophyta, Magnoliopsida, Rosales, Rosaceae. Bases 134 to 1033 code for a protein of 299 amino acids.
UUUGCAGUACACACAGUCCCAGCCUUCAAUGGAAGAUUGAGCUCGAUAGAGAGACAGCUGGGUCUUCCUGAUUGGGAGUUUAGAGAAAGCUUUCUUCAUCACUGAUCUGUAUUGUUAUAGGUGUGGUGUAGCCAUGAGCAAUGAUGAGAAUUGUGUUGGUGUUGGGUCGGGGGAAGAUGAUUAUUUCGACAUGGAGACAGAAGGAACUGAUAUCACGGAAGAGACGUAUGAGGCAGAUGGCCCUUUUGAGUACAAUGGGAAGAGUUUUCGUGAGUUGACGAUCAAGGACUUUGAUGGGACUUAUUUCAAAUCUGUUGAGGAUGCCGAAAAGUUCUAUGAGAUUUAUUCUUCUGCACUUGGGUUCCGGAUAAGGAAAUAUAGGCGUGAAAAGGAUUUGUCUGGCAUUAUCAAGAGAAGAAAUUGGGUGUGUACCAAAGAAGGUCAAAGGAAAGACAGAAAGGAUGAAGACAGGUCUCGUCCGCCCAAGUCCAGCAACAGAGAGAAAUGCAAGGCUGCAUUUGGGGUCAAGUAUUCCAAGGAACUUGAUGCUUAUUAUGUGAAAAGUUUUAUUACCCAGCACAGUCACGAGUUAUCAAAGUCUAACAUGGUGCAAUCGCUUCUUUCUCAUUGUGUUGGCAAGAAAGUGGAUUUGGCACAUGCAGUCAUAAUGCCCAAAGCCAAAGACAUGACCCGAACCUCUGCUGCACAUGAGAAUCACUCAUCACGUAGAAAUGAGUGUGGGGGUUCAACUACAGAAUUGGAUAUGGCACGCUCAGUUGCAUUAUGCACAGCCAGAGAGUCAAUCGAAACCCCUGCAGCAUAUGUGUAUCACCUGUCAGGUGGAAAUGAGCUUGUGGAUUUAACUAUAGUUUCGAAUCUGGAGCAGGGAGUUGCAAUGCGCAAAGGUUCAGUCAACUCUGCUGCAGCAUCUCAGAAUAUGGUUGAACCAGCAGGUGGACAUGCGUUUGUGGGUUUACCUAAUAGAACAGAUUGGGUGCAGACAGCGGCUAUGCACAACCUCUACCACAUAUGAGUAUAUAGUUCAUCCAGCAGGUGGAUAUGAAUUUGUGCAUUUAAUGAACUGGGAGUUGUAUAAUAGGAUGGACAUAGAACGCCAAGAAGCUUUGUUAAAUAGUGACACACAAGUGGCAAUUGCCUUUAUGAAUGCAAGGGCUGCAGAGGAACUUGAUUUCUUUUGCAAGUUCUGCGUGGAUGAGCAAGGCAGGCUUGGAAACUUGUUUUGGAGAGACUCAUAUUCAUUGUUCGACUACACUAGGUUUGGGGACGUAUUGAUAUUUGACUGUACAUUCAAGACAAACAUUUACCAGAGGCCCCUAGCUGUGUUUGUUGGUGCAAAUAACCAUCGGGGUACUGUUUUAUUUGGAUCUGCAAUACUGGUUGAUGAUACCCUUGAUACCUACAAGUGGGCUCUGCGGACGUUUUUGGGUGCGAUGAAGGGCAAGAAACCAAUUUCUGUUUUGACCAACGGGGAUGACAAAAUACAAAAUGCCGUAGUUGAAGUUUUUCCCAAGGCCCGACAACGUCUAUGUUCGUGGCACAUCGAGAAGAAGUUAGCUACAAUCAUUAAGGACCCUGAUGUUGUGAGAGCUGUUACUCAAUUUAUUUACAAUGCUAUACCACCAGAUGAGUGGGAACUGGGAUGGAAGUCUAUGGUAGAGACCUACAGGCUUCAAGACAAUACGUGGAUUAAUAUGAUGUACCACAGGCGCAAGAGAUGGGCAGAAACAUUUUUUAAAGGCCAU